Molecule: messenger RNA, 2570 nt
Organism: Python bivittatus (Burmese python)
Lineage: Eukaryota; Metazoa; Chordata; Lepidosauria; Squamata; Pythonidae
Source: RefSeq, a predicted model, not a curated record
AUAGAGACAGAGGUGCAGACUUCAUUCGGAAGAACCUGCUGAACGUGUCCUUCUUUCUGAGACUGGCUCACCGCUUGAGGUUAGAGGCUGACCUCCAGCAUUAUAGACCGCCCUGAGUGUUUGGGCCGUCCCUUCCUUCAGUCAUCCCUAGCCAUUCUGGAGAGGAAUGGUUCCUUUUCCUGUGGAGACACCAUCUCUUGGACAUCACGGCAUUCCUUACUUGCUUCCCUGGGGGACCCCGGCCUCUCCUUCCGCAGUCUUUGUGGAUGUGGAGUUCCAGCAGUGUGGGAAAUAAGUCCUUCGACUUGCUUCAGGUGAAUCUCUCCCGGUCUUGGGGACCCAAUGCAGAAGGCUGCCAUGCUGAGGCACCAGCUUAUUGCGGGGACAGUUGCCGUGUCUGUUUCCUGAGAUGCCAGGCCCUUGGGCAAAAUGGAAGCCGCCAAUACCAAGUCUUUCUUCUGGGAGACUUUCCCCCCCAUGCCUACCUGUCGGGUGUACUGCAGCCCAACCUAUCAGGAUGGACACCUCUUUGUGGUGGGGGGCUGCAGCCAGCAGGGCCAGCCGCUGGACACCAUGGAAAUGUUGGAUAUUGUUUCCCGCAAGUGGAUAGUGUUACCUUCUAUGCCCACCCCACGGGCAGGGGCGGCAGCCGUGAUGCUUGGCAAGGAAGUGUUGGUGAUUGGUGGGGUUGACUCCACACAAAGACCCCUGGCCUCCGUUGAAGUCUACCGCACGGAUGAAGGCAAAUGGGAGAAAAGAGCAGAUUUGGCUCAGGCUUCAAUGGGCAUCUCAGCCCUUGAGAAAGAUGGAAUGGUUUAUGCUUUAGGUGGGAUGGGUGCAGACACAUCUCCACAAGCUUUCCUGCGAAUGUAUGAGCCAACUAAGGAUCAUUGGCAGUCUUUACCAUCCAUGCCCACACCCUGCUAUGGGGCCUCUACUUUCUUGCAUGGGAACAAGAUCUACGUGAUGGGAGGAAGACAAGGCAAGCUUCCUGUCACAGCCUUCGAAGCAUUUGAUCUGGAAGUGAGAAGCUGGACACGCUAUCCCAGUGUGCCCAGUCGGCGUGCCUUUGCCAGCUGUGCCAUGGCUGAGGGUUGCUUCUUCAGCUUGGGAGGACUGCAGCAGCCCGGCCCCCAUAACUUCUAUUCCCGGCCCCACUUUGUCAACACUGUGGAGAUGUUUAACUUAGAGGAAGGGUCUUGGAGUCGGCUGAGCCGUGCCAUCCGCAUGAGAGACAAAAGAGCUGACUUUGUAGCUGGCCAUCUUGGUGGACGUGUGGUAAUAGCUGGUGGCCUUGGGAACCAGUCAAGUCCUCUGGGAUCUGUGGAAGGUUUUAAUCUGGCCAAGAAGAAAUGGGAGCCUUUGCCCUCUAUGCCUACUGGCCGCUGCUCUUGUUCUAGGUUGGAGACUCCCAACCUGCUGUUUGUGAUUGGAGGGGUGGCUCAAGGCCCCAGCAGUGCGGUGGAGGCCCUGUGCCUACAGGAAGAGGUCUGAUCAAAUUUUAUUAUGAAAGGUUUUCUGCCAGCGUACACCAAGAGGACUCAAGUGCCUGUUGAUGACAGAAUUGGCAUACGAGGGAGCAGUGAGAAGAGCUUUAUUGCCAACAUGGAGGCCUGCCACAGUGACUUUUCCUUUUGCUGUUCUGCAAAUAACUCAUUUCAUCUCUGCAAAGCAUAAAGUAGCUCAGAGAUAGAGCAGUCUGUUCUGUAGGCAAGGCAAGGGUCAAGCAUUUGAGCAGCUCCGACUGCUGGGGCAAAGUGGGUUUGAUGGAGCUGAUUCUUUUGAUGUGCAGCUAUGAUUUAUUCAGUCCGCAUAGUUUUCCAAAGGAACAGGGUUGGGAAUGUGGGCUGUCUUAGGUGAACUCUGACUGAAGUGGCCAUGUGAUUGCUUUCUCAUAAGCAAACUCUCAAUUCAACUCUCUUCCCUUUGGUUAUUUAUUUGUAUUCCAGGGCAAUAGAAUAUAAAGCCAAUACACCACAACAAUACUAUAAUUUUCGCUUUGUUGAAGCUCUCUAGGUUAAAAAUCUCUUCCUUCCCUUCCCUUUCUUUGGCUCAGCUACUCUGCAAAUUGUCAUGUACAUCAAUGUUGCUGCAUUAGUAACACUCAUAUUUAGCAUUCCACUGUUAAUCUUGCAAGCAAAAGGUUUGAGAGAUGACCUGAUAAUCACCAGUUGAGUUUGGGAGAUCAAUUUGCAAUUAAGCAAUCACGUAGCUUGCGAUACAGCUUCACCCACAUUCUAGCCAUGCCUAUUUUGCUGCAUAGAUUGUUUCUUAUUUAUGAAAAGCAGCAGAGUUUCUUCAGCUGGUUCUGGGGAAGAUUAAAAGGAAGUGCUAUCCACAUGGAGCAGGUACUCCAGUAUUUUUGCUUCAAGUUGUGAUUGCUGUCCUUGUGCUGAUAUCUCUCUUGCUGCAUAGCUGAGUUGACUCUAGGACUCUGGGUGUAACCAUUACACCCUGUGUGGUAUAUUCCUAACUCUCUCUGUGUCUCAUGUAGCACAUAAGGUGCCCUCUAGUUCAGUGCCUAGGAGGUGGUGUAGCACCUCAUGCCAAUAAAAUCAGUGGAUUUUUUC